CCCUCCCGCGCCCGCCGAGGGGGCGCGGCCGACAUGUCUGUCGAACUCGUCCUCUGGCUCUUCUCCUUCGCCUCUGUGAUGGCCCUCGUCGGCCUCACUGCCUACCAGCUUAUCUGCUUAUCUGAUUUGGAGUUUGACUAUAUCAAUCCAUAUGAUUCAUCAUCUCGCAUCAACGCAGUAGUCAUAAUAGAAUACGUACUCCAAGGGGUCCUCUGCGCUUCUUUCCUCUUGACGCUGAAUUGGUUUCCGUUUCUAGUUAUGGCUCCUGUAACAUAUUACCAUGUGAAGCUGUAUAUGAAUCGGAAACAUCUUAUAGAUGUUACUGAGAUAUUCCGACAGUUACAUGGAGAGAAGAAGUACAGGAUGAUCAAGCUUGCCUUCUACUUCGCAUUAUUUAUUAUAUCCAUUUACAGGCUUGUCAUGACGGCUGUGCUACUAUUUAUUGAUGAGGAUGUGAAUCUGGUAGAAACUAGGACUAUUUAGAGCUUGUCAUCAACAUCUCACAUGUGGCCAGGGAAUCCCAAUGAUGCAGUUGGUUAACUUGUCGCACACAUGUUUCAACAUCUGGCUCCUAAUGAACACUUAACACGAGGAACCGGUGAGAGUACAUUCCAGUCUUCCAGAAAUUCUGAAACAAGACGGUUCAUUUGUUCUGUAGGAGCUUAUCUGGUGCCUGGGUGUUGAUUGUAACCAUCAGGCAGAACUGACCUUGUGGUGUACAUUGUAAUUUCAUGCGUUUUGGUAUUGCAACGCCAUCUGUCGAGAUUUGGUUAACGCUGGACAUCUUGGUGUGGUAUGCGCGAACGCUGACAUCUUGCACUUAUAUCGCGGUGUUGUAUUUUGAUUCA
Molecule: messenger RNA, 848 nt
Organism: Triticum urartu
Lineage: Eukaryota; Viridiplantae; Streptophyta; Magnoliopsida; Poales; Poaceae
Product: protein cornichon homolog 2
Biological process (GO): vesicle-mediated transport
Source: RefSeq, a predicted model, not a curated record